AGACACCUGUUUCGUGCGCCAUAGUGAACGGGAGUCGGGACGGACGAAUUAACAACUGCCAGAAAAAAGUACCGCAAUGGAUCGCAAAGCAAACAAGACCAGCUAUGCGGGGAACACCGUCACCAAAGUGUUCGUGCUGCUGCUAGUCAUCUGCCUCGUGGAAUGUGUUACAGAGCAGAGAAUUAACAAUAGAGGUAGCAAAGCGUCGACUCUUUUAGCGAAAGUCGGCGGGUGGCGCAGUCAGCGUGGAGGUUCCUGCUUAAGCUACGGACAUUCCUGCUGGGGAGCGCACGGCAAGAGGUCCGGCAAGCCCCCUGCGUCUGCGCCUGACUGGUACAUCACUAGGCUUCUGCGACGCAUGGCUGCCAAUGCUGAACUGAACCACGUGAAGCAGUUGGCUGCAAAGAACGACGAUAUUGACGCCAUCUAUCAGAUGACUAUGCCAGACGACUCACCCGCUACAAACAACCAAAUUGCUGACAAUGACGAGAGUCCCGUGGAACUGCCAUUCAGCAGGAAUAUGGAAGCCAAGCCUAUGCUGGACGACGACUUGUUAUCUAAGAUGAAGAUCUGGCAAAUGAUGAGAGAAUCACCUGAAGAGAAGUAAAAAUUUAACAAAUUAAACCAAAGAUUGACUGACGUUAUUAAUUUCAAAAUUUAUUUUAUUAAAAUAUUUAUAUAAUUAUAAAUUAUAAUACAGUACAUUCGUUCCAUAUACGUUAAUUUAAUACUCUAAUUUUAAUGAUUGUAUUUAAAAAGUCAAUUGUAAGGCUGGGUUACAAUUGGCAAAUAGUUGUAAAAAUAGUUUUUAAGAUAAAAUGUGCCAUUUAUAAAAGUGUAAGAUGUUUUUAUUUAUCCACAUUGUGAGUAUUCAACAUAAUUUUGAACAUUAAACCAUCGACAUAGAAUCAUGACCUCAAUCAUUUACCAUUUUCGAUAAUCAUAAUUCGGAUAUUCACUGUUAGUCAAAAUAAUAUAUUCGAAAUAGUUACCUUAUUACAAUUUUAUGUAUUUGAUUGUAUUUCUAAAAAAAAAGUAUUUUAAAUGAUGCAUUGUUCUAAAAUAUAUCUUUCUGUCCAAACAAAAAUAAUACAAUUAUAAUUUUUCAAUAUCCCCACUAAGUAAAGUCUCAGAUUAAUUGCAGAGUAUCUAAAAGAUCUAAUUUUUGCCAAUAGAUUUCAUUGAUAUGACGAAAAAACUUUAUUAUAUUACCGACAAAUGGCAUUCACAUCAAACACAGAUGAAAAUCACAGAUGUUGCCAUAAAUGCGUAAAAAGUACAGGUAUCUGUAGAUUAUUGCCAUUAAAUAUCAUAAUCUUACUAAGAUUGUUUCAUCUAAGCAAUUACGGAUUUUUUUCAUGAAAACUAUAAGGAUCCUGCAUACAAAAAUCAAAAUGCAGUCCUAAACAGAUUGUGUAUGUAUAUCAAACCCAAUUAUUUGUUUAUUAUAGUAGCGAUGCAAAUGUUCAUAAUUGUUGGUGUUAUUAUAUAAAAUGAAGCUGUAAAAUAUAAGGCAGAUUCAUCUUGGAA
Messenger RNA from Helicoverpa zea (corn earworm), 1530 nucleotides. RefSeq lists its product as uncharacterized. The transcript is spliced from 8 exons. Lineage: Eukaryota; Metazoa; Arthropoda; Insecta; Lepidoptera; Noctuidae. The coding region runs from base 77 to 607 and encodes 176 amino acids. The record is from RefSeq and is a predicted model, not a curated record.